This is a messenger RNA of Melanotaenia boesemani (Boeseman's rainbowfish), 7606 nucleotides long. It is a transcript of the gene ascc3, whose product is annotated as activating signal cointegrator 1 complex subunit 3. The coding region runs from base 514 to 7119 and encodes 2201 amino acids. The transcript is spliced from 42 exons. Gene Ontology annotation, molecular function: nucleic acid binding; ATP binding; ATP hydrolysis activity. The record is from RefSeq and is a predicted model, not a curated record. NCBI's taxonomy places the organism in Eukaryota, Metazoa, Chordata, Actinopteri, Atheriniformes, Melanotaeniidae.
AUCGUUUCUUCGCUGUGCUAAAGCUAAUGCGGUUAAAAACGUUGCCGUCAGGCUAACUAGCUAUGGUUAGCUAGCGACACAGACACUGAAAUUAUUUGUAGCAUGUUUCAUAAUGUUUAUUAGUGGUGGUGGGUGAAAACGUAAUGUUUUAUAAAUGUAAACUUGACGGUCAGAUAGUCCUGGCUUAUGUUCCAGCCUUUAGCUUUGAAAGAUGACGUUUGAUAGUUAGAAACAGAACUUUAUAACUUUAGUUACGCAGUAUAUUGCGUUUAAGAUGUUAGAGAUGACGGAGUUCACUUGGUCAUAAACACAUUUCCCUCAAAAUUUACUUAAAGUUAUCUCAGUUAGUCUACAACCAAUUUAGCGCUACGUCUUAGCAGACCCAGAUUAAGUUGAAGGAUUGUUCUGGAUGGAGAAGUUUUUUUAAGUUCAGUGUAAAGCCGAUUUCUGCGCAACUAAACGGUGUUAUUUGUUUGUGAAUCCGGCCUUUCCCAGUCUCUGUGAAGGAGAACCAUGUCUCCUCCAAGACUUACAGGUGCACUUCGUUCGUUCUCCAAUGUCAGCAAGAAGGACGACCUUACUGAUCAGCUCUAUGAUCUAAAGGCGAAGCGUCUGAAGAGGCAGCAGCAGUUUGCCAGAGAGGGUCUGACGUGGCAGAAGAUCGUCCAUUUCUGCACCGAGCAUCGGGACAAAGCUGAACAGCAAGCUGCCAGUCAAGAACUGAAGAGCCUCCUUCUGGCAGCCAAACAGAUUGUUGGUGAUGAACAUGGUCAGGAGGCCACUGAAAGCGCUGCUGUCUUUCUGUUCGAGACCUUCCACAACAAAGACCAAGUGGGCACAGAGGAGACCCGGGCCAUCAAACAGAUGUUCGGGCCCUUUCCGUCCUCUGCAGCCGAAUCCUGCUGCUCCUCUGUGGCUCGGCUGGUGGCUCUGCUCGACGACUCCAGAGUCGAAGACUUCAUCCAGACCCAGAGCUCUCGUCACAACCCUCAACGGGGUUUUUCUUUUGGACGCAACAUUGCCUUCUCAUAUGAUUGCUACACUCUAGACCCUCUGGAGGACCUGCCUGGUUCUGGUCUCCAUGAUGAGAGAGAAAGAUUAGACUUCAUCAACUUCCUCAACAACCAGCAAAGUGGGAAGAAGGUUGCUGAAGAAGACGUGCUCAGUUCUGGAAGACCUGCGAGCUCCACAGAUGGAUCCAUCCUUCGAUGUGAAGUGGAAAAAUAUCUGGAAAGGGGCAACAUGAUUUCGUCCAACCCUGAGGAGCUGUGCACAUCCCUGUUUGAGAUGCUGGCCUCACACCGGAGCGACGAUGAACUGCAGAACGAGCUGUUUGAACUGCUGGGCCCAGAGGGACUGGAGAUGAUAUUCACCCUCCUGCAGCACAGAGCGGCCAUCGUGGACUCUCUUCUUUCUGCCCCAAAUGACAGGACCGGCUACCCAUCAGAUGUCGGCAGAAAAGUCACCGGUGAGGUGACCAAACCUGCCUAUGGCUGCCAGGUCACCAUCCAGUCAGAGAAGGAGAAACAAAUGAUGAAAAUGUACCGACGAGAAGAAAAGAGAGAGAAGAAGAGAGGCAAAGGAACUGACGAUGGCGACUCCUCGGAUGCCGGCUUGACCUUUGACCCAAGAGAGAUGAGAGCCCAGCGAGAGCACGCCCUGCUGACUGCACGCUACGAGCCUGUCUUCUGCAGGGAACGGGUGUACGAACGUGUCCGAUAUCCUAAUGUCUACGACAGCUAUGCAGAAGCAACCAAGGCACCGGCGUUUGUUGGAGGAGCCAGGAUGCUUCUGCCUGAAGGAAUCCGCAGGCAGAACAACAAGAUGUAUGAGGAAGUGGAGAUCCCACCCAAUGAUCCCAUGCCUAUUGGAUUCGAAGAGAAGCCCGUCUACAUCUCUGAACUGGAUGAGAUCGGGCAGCUGGUCUUCAAGGGGAUGAAGCGCCUGAACCGGAUCCAGUCCUUGGUGUUUGAGACCGCCUACAACACCAAUGAAAACCUUCUGAUCUGUGCUCCCACUGGAGCUGGCAAGACCAACAUCGCCAUGCUGACCGUCCUCCAUGAGAUUCGCCAGCACCUGCAGCCUGGUGGCGUCAUCAAGAAGGAUGAAUUCAAGAUCGUAUAUGUGGCUCCGAUGAAGGCCUUGGCAGCAGAGAUGACUAAUUACUUCAGUAAGCGGCUGGAACCACUGGGCAUCACAGUUAAAGAACUCACUGGAGACAUGCAGCUAACCAAAGGAGAGAUCCUCCGAACACAGAUGUUAGUGACGACUCCAGAGAAGUGGGAUGUGGUGACCAGGAAGAGUGUGGGAGAUGUGGCGCUUUCCCAGAUUGUCCGUCUGCUGAUCUUAGAUGAAGUUCAUCUUCUCCAUGAAGAUCGAGGACCCGUGCUGGAGAGUCUGGUUGCCAGGACCAUCAGACAGGUGGAGUCCACCCAGAGCAUGAUCAGGAUCCUGGGACUGUCAGCCACCCUGCCCAACUACCUCGAUGUGGCUUCCUUCCUGCACGUCAACCCCUACAUCGGCCUCUUCUUCUUCGACAGCCGCUUCAGACCGGUUCCCCUCGGGCAAACCUUCAUCGGCAUCAAAACCACCAACAAGAUUCAGCAGAUCCACGACAUGGAGGAGGUUUGUUACAACAAAGUGCUGGAGCAGAUCAAAGCAGGACAUCAGGUGAUGGUGUUUGUUCAUGCUCGUAAUGCCACAGUGAAGACCGCCAUGGGGUUGAUAGAGAUGGCAAAGAACCAGGGAGAAAUCUGUUUCUUUCAGCCUGACCAGGGUCCAGACUACGGCCAGUGUGAGAAACAGAUCCAGCGCUCCAGAAACAAGCAGAUGAAGGAGAUGUUUCCAGAAGGCUUUGGGAUCCACCACGCUGGGAUGCUGCGGUCUGACCGCAGCCUGAUGGAGAGCAUGUUCUCCAAAGGCUACCUGAAGGUCCUGGUCUGCACCGCCACCUUGGCCUGGGGAGUGAACCUGCCGGCCCAUGCAGUCAUCAUCAAGGGAACACAGAUCUACGAUGCGAAGCGCGGCACCUUCGUGGAUCUGGGAAUCCUGGACGUCAUGCAGAUCUUCGGCCGCGCUGGUCGCCCCCAGUUUGACAAGUACGGUGAGGGCACCAUCAUCACCACCCACGACAAGCUGAGUCAUUACCUGACCCUGCUGACUCAGCAGAAUCCCAUCGAGAGUCAGUUCCUGAGCAGCCUGGCUGACAACCUCAAUGCAGAGAUUGCUCUGGGAACCAUCACCAGCGUGGAAGAAGCUGUGAAGUGGCUCAGUUACACUUACCUGUAUGUUCGCAUGAGGGCCAACCCGCUGGUAUACGGCAUCAACCACAAGGCCUAUCAGAUGGAUCCAGGUUUGGAGCUGUACAGGAAGGACCUGGUGGUGGAGUCGGGCAGGAAGCUGGAUAAGGCCAGAAUGAUCCGCUUCGAAGAGCGAACCGGCUACUUCGCCUCCACAGACCUGGGCCGGACCGCCAGCCACUUCUACAUCAGAUACAACACCAUAGAGACGUUCAACGAACUGUUUAACUCCCAGAGAACAGAAGGAGACAUCUUGAGCAUCGUGUCCAAGGCUGAGGAGUUUGAGCAGCUUAAGGUCCGAGAGGAGGAGCUGGAGGAGCUGGAUCAGAUGUUGUGUAACUACUGCGAGCUUCCAGCUGCAGGCGGCGUGGAGAACAGCUACGGCAAGGUUAACAUCUUACUGCAGACCUACAUUGGCCGAGGAGAGGUGGACAGCUUCUCCCUCAUCUCAGACCUGUCCUAUGUGGCACAGAACGCUGCUCGGAUUGUCAGGGCUCUGUUUGAGAUUGCUCUGAGGAAGCGGUGGCCGGCCAUGACCUACAGACUGCUCACUCUCUGCAAGGUGAUCGACAAGCGUCUGUGGCCCUUUGCCCACCCUCUCCGCCAGUUCCCCAUCCUAAGCCAUGUCGUUCUGAACCGCUUGGAGGAGAAGAAGCUCACAGUAGACAAACUGAAGGAGAUGAGGAAGGAUGAGAUUGGUCAUAUGCUGCACCAUGUCAACGUUGGCUUAACGGUCAAACAGUGUGUCCACCAGAUUCCCUCCAUCACAAUGGAGGCUGGAAUCCAGCCAAUCACACGCACCGUCUUACGUGUCCGUCUCAUCGUCACGCCUGACUUUCGCUGGAAUGACCAGGUCCAUGGCUCAGUGGGUGAGCCGUGGUGGUUGUGGGUGGAAGAUCCCAUCAAUGACCACAUUUACCACUCUGAGUACUUCCUUCUGCAGAAGAAGCAGGUGGUGACUGGAGAGCCGCAGCACAUUGUUUUCACCAUCCCCAUCUUUGAGCCGCUGCCCUCCCAGUACUACAUCAAGGCCGUGUCCGACCGCUGGCUCGGGGCCGAGGCCGUCUGCAUCAUCAACUUCCAGAACCUCAUUUUACCCGAGAGACACCCCCCACAUACUGAGCUUCUGGACUUGCAGCCGUUACCAGUGACGGCCCUGGGGAACCGGGAGUUUGAGAGCCUGUACCAGUUCACCCACUUCAACCCCAUCCAGACUCAGAUCUUCCACACGCUGUACCACACCGACACCAACGUCCUGCUGGGGGCGCCAACGGGUUCCGGGAAAACCAUCGCAGCAGAGAUGGCCAUGUUCCGGGUCUUCAACAAGUAUCCGUCCUCUAAGGUGGUGUACAUUGCUCCACUAAAAGCUCUGGUGAGGGAGAGAAUGGAGGACUGGAAGGUCCGUGUUGAGGAGAAACUGGGAAAGAAGGUGGUGGAGCUGACAGGUGACGUGACCCCGGACAUGAGAGCCAUCACCCAGGCUGACCUGAUUGUCACCACGCCAGAGAAGUGGGACGGCGUGAGCCGGAGCUGGCAGAACCGGAACUACGUUCAGAAAGUGGCCAUCCUCAUCAUUGAUGAGAUCCACCUGCUGGGUGAGGACAGAGGUCCCGUGUUGGAAGUCAUCGUUUCCAGGACCAACUUCAUCUCUUCUCACACCUCUAAGACUGUCCGAGUCGUAGGUCUGUCCACGGCUCUGGCCAACGCUCGGGAUCUGGCUGACUGGCUGGGUAUCGGACAGGUGGGUUUGUUUAACUUCCGUCCAUCUGUGCGUCCUGUCCCGCUGGAAGUUCACAUCCAUGGUUUUCCAGGACAGCACUACUGCCCCCGCAUGGCCAGCAUGAACAAGCCCACCUUCCAAGCGAUACGAAGUCACUCACCCGCCAAGCCGGUGCUGAUUUUUGUGUCGUCCAGAAGGCAAACCCGCCUCACUGCCCUGGACCUCAUCGCCUAUCUGGCUACAGAGGACAACCCUAAACAGUGGCUGCACCAGGAUGAGAGAGAGAUUGAGGACAUCAUCGCCACGGUGAGGGACUCCAACCUGAAGCUGACGCUGGCCUUUGGGAUCGGCAUGCAUCACGCCGGCCUUCAUGAGAGAGACAGAAAGACUGUGGAGGAGCUGUUUGUCAACUGUAAGAUCCAGGUCCUGAUUGCCACCAGUACUCUGGCAUGGGGAGUCAACUUUCCCGCUCACCUCGUCGUUGUCAAAGGAACCGAGUACUAUGAUGGUAAAUCCAGGCGUUAUGUGGACUACCCCAUCACAGAUGUCCUGCAGAUGAUGGGAAGAGCAGGCCGUCCUCAGUUUGAUGACCAGGGCAAAGCAGUUAUUCUGGUCCACGACAUCAAGAAGGAUUUCUACAAGAAGUUCCUCUACGAACCUUUUCCUGUUGAGUCCAGCCUCCUCAGCGUGCUGUCGGACCAUCUCAAUGCUGAGAUGGCUGCUGGGACCAUCUCAUCCAAGCAGGACGCCAUGGACUACAUCACCUGGACCUACUUCUUCAGGCGUCUGGUGAUGAACCCCAGUUACUACAGCCUGGAAGACAUCAGCCACGAGUCCAUGAACAAGUUUCUGUCCAACUUGGUGGAAAGAAGUCUGCGAGACCUGGAAUGUUCUUACUGUAUAGAGAUAAAAGAGGAUGACCGAACAAUCGAGCCUCUGACGUACGGCCGCAUCGCCUCCUACUACUACCUGAAGCAUCAGACCAUCCGCAUGUUUAAAGAACGACUGCGAGCCGAGCUGCCCGUCCACGAGCUGCUCCCCAUCCUCACGGAUGCAGAGGAGUACGCCGAGCUGCCCGUCAGACACAACGAGGACCAGCUCAACAGCCAGCUGGCUCAGCAGCUCCCCCUGCAGGUUAACCCCCACUCCUUCGACAGCGCCCACACCAAGACACACCUGCUGCUGCAGGCCCACUUCAGCCACGCCCAGCUGCCCUGCAGCGACUACACCACCGACACCAAGACGGUGCUGGACAAUGCCAUCCGAGUCUGCCAGGCGAUGCUGGAUGUAGCUGCUAAUGAAGGAUGGCUUGUUACAGCUAUCAGUAUCUGCAACCUGGUGCAGAUGAUCGUCCAGGGCCGCUGGCUGCACGACUCCUCAUUACUGACCCUGCCACAUGUGGAGCAACAUCACCUUUAUCUCUUUAGGAAAUGGGCAAACAAAAAACAAAGGAGUGAUGCGGGAGGCUUCAAUGGACCAAUCGAAGCACUUCCUGAGCUGAUCGCUGCCUGCGGAGGAAAAGAAAAGAUUUUCUCAUCUAUGAUCAGCCAAGAGUUUCACACAAGCCAGAUUGUCCAGGCCUGGUCCUUCCUGAGCCACCUCCCGGUGCUGGAGGUGGAGAUGAGUGUGAAGGGCUGGUGGGAGGAGAGCCAGGAGCAGAUGGAGCGUCGGCUCCCUGCAGCCGGCGCUAACCUGAGAGAGGCCAGCAGCUGGCUGGACGUCCACGCCGACCAGGAGUACGUCCUGCAGGUGGUGUUGCGGCGGCUCAACCUGGGCCAGCAGAGGAGGAAGCAGGACAGCAAGGCCCAGGCUCCCCGGUUCCCCAAGGUGAAGGAUGAGGGCUGGUUCCUGGUCAUGGGGGAGGUGGAUCGCAGAGAGCUGCUGGCUAUCAAACGGGUUGGAUACGUACGCAAUCACACGGCUGUGUCUGUGGCGUUCUACACGCCGGAGAAGACCGGAAAGUGCAUCUACACGCUUUACGUGAUGAGUGACAGCUACCUGGGUCUGGACCAGCAGUAUGACAUCCACCUGAACGUCACCCCCGCCAGCAUCAGCGCUCAGGUCAACACGGAGGUGGCGGAUUCGGUAGGGGGCUCCUGAAGCACUCGGUGGGGGAGCUUCCCUCAACUAAGGACCAGGACUUGACUCAUAUAUCAGCUGCUCUCCGUUCGUGUUCUGCUUCAUUCAUGUUUCCACCAGAUUGUCUGGUCAAUCUGAGUUUAAUUUAAUCCGAUUUAUUGAUUUAUUGAAAAGUUAAACCAAAGAAAAGAAGACGUUUUAUGUUUGCGUUGACUGAUCCUGAUGUCCACCAACGUGGCCUGAUGGGAAAUAAAAGUCUUGAUGGGAUGCUUACCAGAGGUUUAGUUCUAUUUGGGUUUAGAUUUACCUGAAGGUUUACAGUGGAUUCGUUUGUUUUAAAAAGUCUGAACUGAGCCGUUGAUGUGGGUAAGAUCCUCCGAGGGAGAAAUCUGGCUUCUGUCUUUUGUGCUGAGGUGGAUUUCAGUGGGAAACAAUGAGGAGCUCCGCUCAUGCUGUUUAACUGAAACACCUGUUUUGUUUUUUGUUUUUAAUAAAUCACCUCUUUCUG